Molecule: messenger RNA, 5369 nt
Organism: Psylliodes chrysocephalus
Lineage: Eukaryota; Metazoa; Arthropoda; Insecta; Coleoptera; Chrysomelidae
Source: the annotation of a GenBank genome assembly
UGAUCACUUGUGUGUACGUUUGGUAGUAGUUCCUAUACGGAAAGUUCCCCGUGCAUUUACGAAAUUUUCUCGAAAAAAAAAAGUGCGUGUUUUCCAAUCGUGUGCUCUGGAAUGACUAAGUAAAAAAUUGUCAAAAUUCGAAAUUUCAUCGCCAAUUUUGAAAAUUUGAAUUAUUUUAAAAGUUUUAUUUUUUUUCGCGCGCGGAUUUUGUUGGGACAUAUACUGACCAGUUUUGGAGGGUCUCUUAGUGGAUUUUGGUGUUAUAUUUUUAAUUUUUUGUGUACCGGCCCGUGCUAUGUUGAGGUUAGAAAGUUAUAAUGGCUUUAAAAUAGUCCAGGAGCUGGUCUAGUAACAAACUGAUUCCCAAACAAUAAAGUAAUGUGAAAUGUUCGACACCUGCCAGACAAUAAACGGUGGACCUAAGUGUAACGAAGUGGCCGAAAAACUAGUGUCCUUGUUCGGUUGGAGACAGACUUAUAAUGUGGAAAAAUUACAACGAAACGUACCCGGCAGGACUACAGCAAGGAUAUCUAUCACAAGACCUUCCCCGUCUAGGGAGAAUUCUGUUAACAAGGGUGCAGAUUCGUGGGUGUCGGUCCAUAACUUGCAAUCACAAGGAGGGGGAAUCUUAGAUCCCGACGACAAACUUAACGACGUUGCUGACGAUCGAGAACAAAUCCUAGCUAGUUUCGAAGACGGUGAAGGCGCCCAUGUUCAUGGUGGAGGUGACGGAGCGAGCGGAAGCUCUGUUGGAACCGGAAGUCCGGAUAUUUUUCAUGACGGAGAACAUAAAUACGGCCCAAAUUACCCCAGAACUGACAUCGAGGUGACCGGAGAACAAAUAGCAUCGGGAGUACCAGUUUUGCAAGUCAGGCGAGGGAGCGAACCGAGUUUGAACCAACUUCCCACAGGUCCGCCCGCCCCUUCCGAUCAUCCGAAGCGAUGGAGUGCCGCCCCCUUAAUUUUGGAACCGCCCAGUUCAGGGUACGCCAGUCCCGAUUGGAUGGACGAUUCCAGAGAGGAAGAAGAAGAACCUGGGUUCCGGAGGAUAGCCAGAGAUGGGAGUAAUAGGCUGUCUAUGCAGUUUUUGGGAGCCGAUGGUGCUGGAUACCGUUGGGCCGAUGCUGCAGAAAGACUAUCGGCCACGCGAAACCAUCAUCUCACCACCUCCCUACCAAGAGAAGGUCGUAGAAAAGAACCACUGGGCCAAGCGAACGUUUCGACCACUCCGAUAUCGCCCGCCAUUGAUGGAGAAGAAAUUAUUGUGAUACGAAAUGAACCAGGACCCUUGGGGAUCCACGUCAUACCAGAUUAUGACACUUUGGGAAGGGAAAAGGGGUUGCUGGUAAAGGGGAUAGAGCCUGGAGGAAGGAUAGAUAGGGAUGGGAGGCUGGCCAUUUACGAUAGGGUUGUGGAGAUCAAUGGGGAGAAUUUAAUCAAUAUGCCAUUCCAAAGGGUUCAAGAGUUGUUCAAACUCUCUCUCACCGCUUCUGAAUUAAGACUGAAAGUAAUAAAAACGUCGGGCCUUGAGGGUCUUCGAAAACCACCUCCUCCGAUUUACCCCACAUAUCCCGACGAUAAAGAAAAUGUGUCCAUGGUAGAGUGCGAACAAAAACGAAUAUUUCCAGAGAGUACAAAUACGAAAGUGGCGACGGUGUCGCCGACGAAAAAGGUACCGGCCAUUUCGAAAAAUCUUAAAGGACUGUUGACGGCGAAUACGAGAAAAAUUGGACGGAAAAUAGAAAUUGAUUUAAUUAAGGGCAAGAGUGGACUUGGGUUUAGUAUUACGACGAGGGAUAACCCAGCUGGUGGAAAGUGCCCUAUUUACAUUAAAAAUAUAAAUGCCAUGGGUCCAGCUAUAGAAGAUGGACGAUUAAAAAUAGGAGACAGACUAUUAGAAGUAAACAAUGUAGAAAUGAGCGGGAAAACUCAAAGUGAAGCAGUAGCGUUGCUUAAGAGCUUACCGUUAGGUAGUAAAGUUAAAAUAGUAGUAUCUAGACAAGAGGACGUUGUAGACAACACGCUUCCACGAAUAAUCGAUGUCGACCUCAAAGAAGUAAGAGAGGAGGUACCUACUGACGAUGUGCCUCCAACCAUUCCUCCUCUACCGCAGAGUCAUCUACAGGCGCUGCAAAAUAGAACUCCUGAAAAGGGUUCAGUCGCCAAAAUAAUAUCGCAGUUUCAGGACGUUUUUACCGGCAAUCCCACCGAACAAAUAGAUGAAACCCUGGUGUUCCCAUGGAAGCAUCGCGAAAUUCUUACCUUCAACAUUCCAGUCCACGAUUCAGAAAAAGCGGGACUCGGAAUCAGCGUUAAGGGCAAAACCAGCGGCUCUAAAGACCUGGGGAUCUUCAUCAAAGGUGUAAUGUACGGAGGAGCGGCCUCGCGCGACAACAGACUUCGUACUAACGAUCAGUUAUUGAACGUAAACGGAAUUAGUUUGCUUCAACAGACCAAUAGCGAUGCUAUGGAGACUUUGAAGAAUGCUAUUCCACAUACUGAGGGUCCUGUACCGGGACAUAUAACACUGACGAUAGCGAGGAAGGCGGAGUCGCCUAAUAGUAGUGAGAGGAAGAAUUCGACAGAUAGUCUUUUGGGAAUUUCUUCUUCUGAUUCUCAAGAAAAAACGGACUCCGUUAAUAACUCUGGUACGAGUGGAGAUUCAGCUACUACUGUUAUUUUUAACCCUCAUGGAGGAAUAGGGAAUAUUUCGAGUCACACCAGCGUGGGAAGUACUAAUUCAUAUGGGGGUGUGGGAAGUAUUUCAAGUCAUGGAACUGAUAAACCGAUGGUUAAUGGCCAAAUUAGCCCAAUGCACACUUGGAAUCCAGUCCUAGAAAGGUUAACAGGGAAUAACAAAUUCACACAACAGUUGAGGAACGAGAGCUAUUACAAGGCUACUCAUGACACUUGGACGAGUAGCAUGCUUGGAAAUAGCUCUUUUGGUAAUAUGUCCGGUACUACUGUAAAUAUAGCCACUGCUGAACCAAUUCUUAUUGAAGACGAGUAUGGGUCUAGAGUUUUGACACAUCCUAAUCAACAAAUCAACGUCCACAUGACCAACAAAAUGUCCGCCAGUCUUCCGGAAAACCGUUCUGAUCAAGAACCGGAUGGCAAAGCGAGCCUGUCAGGUUCUAACGGAGACAAAAGUACUGACACCUCUUCUCAAAACACUAUCCAAUGUACAGACGCUACCUAUGCCAGCCAGCUGUCCCUUGAAAAUGCUCAAGGGUUCAGCCGGGAUGCUUUUGGUAGACAAAGUAUGUCUGAGAAAAGGCACGCUACUCUAGAUGCAAAAAGCACUGAUACCUAUCAGAGGUCCAAAAAGUUGAGGGAGGAGAGAAAACAGCAGGAAAAGACUGGCUUAGUACGUGUAGGUUCGGUGGAAUCUAUCAUUAGUGUUAAUCGAUCGUCAGAGCAUCCUGAGUAUGCUGAUAAAUUGGGUCAAUUGGGGCCAAGUCUAGGUAUGAAGAAAUCAUCUAGUUUAGAGUCAUUACAGACCAUGGUACAAGAGAUUCAGAUGCAAGAAGAAGGUGACCCUGCGUACAGCUACAGAGGACCCUCAGGGGCUCUAAAAGUCAUAAGAGGAAAAGGUUGUGAAGAGAGUUUUAGAGCAGCGGUGGUUGAUCCGAAUCAUAGAAGUGAGAUAGGUGCUAAAAAACAUUGGUUGUUGGAUGGUCCGAUGGACAACGAACGCGAAAUUGAUGGCUUUAAUAAUGUUAGAGGAGCACCAAGGCAAUCGUCAUUAAAUGCUGCUAUUGACAUCAAAAACAAAUCCUCAAAAAAGAAACCUGGAAUAUUUAAGGGAAUAGGAUCAAUGUUCAGGUUUGGAAAACACAGAAAAUUGGAUUUCCAAACACCGGAGCCAGUUCAACAUUAUCACCAUUCAAACGAAUUUGAUAAUAACGCCAACCUACCCUCUCAACCCCAAUCAGAAAAUGACAGUCGAAGUCAAACUAGUCAAACAGAACGACUACAAUCCUCAAAUUCCAAUUCCCAAAACCAAAAUUCCCAUCAACCUCAAACUUCCCAUCAAACCCAAUCACAAAAUGUACAUCAACCUCAGAUCCCUCAUGUUUCUCAGAACCUGCUUAAUGCUUCCCAAAAUUCGCAUCACUCACAGACUUCACACCAUUCGCAAAUUUCACAACAGAGUCAGAGUUCACAUCAUUCCCAGCAUCCUAACCAAGCGCAGAGUACUCAGUAUCAAUCCCAUCAGACUUCGCAUCACCCGACUCAGCUGUCCAAUGCUCAGAAUCAGAAUCAUGUUGUUAUUCAGAAUGGUAAUUCGCAUUCUCAGAGUAGGUCGUCUCCGACAACAGGUCACAGUAUGAAUCAUUUGGGUCAGAAUUCUGUCCAUUCUCAAAGGGACCAACAUGUUAUUCGAGAACCAUUGUACACAAGGCAUGGGUACUUGCAUAGGCAUGCUGAACAGGUUCAGGUCAUUCCUGAAAAUGCCGUAAUCCCUCCAGUAAAAUACAGGCAAUCUUCCGAACAUAGACGCCACGAGAGAGAGCUUCACAAGCAGCGUAUGGCGCAAAGGCAUACCUACUACCAAACUGAUGAAAGAGGAGAGGCCUAUGAUUCAAGACAACAAUCUCAACAGCGAAUAGAUCCCUCGAAUCCAUAUGUAGAGUAUGGAAGGCCAGGUAGUAGAUCAGGCAUCACUGAGUCUGUUCCUUUCACUCAUUAUGUUAAUUAUAAUGAACUGCAAAACCACAUUAGUCGAAAACAGCAUCAAUACCAUUCCCAACGUCAAACUAGAACGGAUAACCAACUCCGUCCAGUAUCAAACUACUAUGAAUACGAAAGUAUCCAGUCGAUCCUCAACGGCGGGAGGUCUCGUCCAAAUGGUCAUCCUGGAAAUACCCAACCACCUCAACAACAUCCGGUACAUCAACAAGACGCUAAUUCGAAUUCCUUGCCUAGGAAUCCACCAGUGCAGGGUAGGCAUCCGACUAGUAGGGGAAGAGGACCGUUUGUAACUCAAGUUACUAUAGGAGAUCAUCAUCAGAAAAGUGGGACGAAAGUGUAAUUUUAAAGUUUAAAAGAAGGACAGUGGUUUGCAGAAGCGAGAUAUGUGUCUUCUAUCAUUUUUAGUUUUGAGUGUUGUUUCAUCUAGAACCUAGGUACUUACCGAAAACUUUUUCACUUUUUUAAAUGAAAAUUACGUGGAACACUUUUAAAUUCAUUCCGCAACUUGUGGAGACCUUUGAACAUAUUCAAUAAUGAACGAUUUAGCAUUGGAUAAGUUUAUUUCUUCUCAUAAGACGUAAAAAGGACUUCCAAAUUUUGCUUCCCAAUAAAAAAAUUAUAACUUUGAGACACAUGUCUUCGUUUAUUUUACAUAAUGUAUAAAUCAGAUAAGC